This is a messenger RNA of Podarcis raffonei (Aeolian wall lizard), 5315 nucleotides long. RefSeq names its product glutamate ionotropic receptor kainate type subunit 5 (gene GRIK5). The record is from RefSeq and is a predicted model, not a curated record. Lineage: Eukaryota; Metazoa; Chordata; Lepidosauria; Squamata; Lacertidae. Gene Ontology annotation, molecular function: kainate selective glutamate receptor activity; transmitter-gated monoatomic ion channel activity involved in regulation of postsynaptic membrane potential. Gene Ontology annotation, biological process: monoatomic ion transport; synaptic transmission, glutamatergic; modulation of chemical synaptic transmission. Bases 1202 to 4078 code for a protein of 958 amino acids. The transcript has 20 exons. Gene Ontology annotation, cellular component: plasma membrane; kainate selective glutamate receptor complex; presynaptic membrane.
CCCCCUCCCAGCAGUGGGAGCCUGAUGAGAGGGAGAGAAAAAGGCAGUGCUGCCGCCGGCCAACGCCCCUCCCAGCCUCGACACCCCCAAAGGGACACCCCCCCCAGCCCAGCCACCUCCGCUUCCGCGCAUCGCCCACCCCCUCUCUCCACGGGGGUGUAGCAGGAUAACGGGAGGGCGGAAGAAGAAGGGAGAAGGAAGGAGCGUUUUGGCUGCUGCGGCUUUGGCAGCCAACAGAUCGCAGCCUCUGGCCUCCCCCGCCUGGCUUUGGGGGGUGGGUGGUAACGGGGGGGGGAGGAGGAGGAGGGGGCCAACCGGAGAGAUCUCGUUCCUCCCCAUCACCACCCCCCGGGAGGACCAUCCAGACGUGGACCGCGGAUCUUCGCCCCUCCACUUCGCUUGCCUCCGCCGCCGAAUGAUUGAAGAAUCGUAGAGAGAGAGAGAGAGAAGGGGGGGCGCUGCGUCUCUCCCACCCAAUUUGCAGAAGGAGGCUCGACGUUUGCUCCCAGAAUCCGGAAUUUGGGGGGGGGGGUGAGCCAGAAGAAGACAGCGUUCGAUUACAGAGGAGGGGGGUCCGGGAAGGGGGUCCUACCCCCACCCCCACCCCCCGAAAAGGGGGGUGCUGCAUCCUGGAGAGACGGACAUGGGGAGUUUCCUAUUUUAUGGGCAGUUCUCCCCCCCUGGACAGGAGGGGGCCUGCGAGGCUUUGACUCCUGAGACAUCUGAUUAGCCCCCCCCCUCCUCCAACAACCCCACACGACCCUGAACUUGCUGUGCACCACGGUUUGGCUGCAAGGGGCUGGGGGGGCCAGGCCCCCUGGGAGCAAAGGACCCCUCUUGUCUCACUCUCUCCCCCCCCCAACCAUUUUCUUCUCUUGAGCCUUGCGGUACUGGGGCUGUUUUCUGGAUGGAGAGGUGAUCCGAGAGUUCUCCAAGGAUACUCCGUGGAAGGGAGAUUCUGAGGGAGCCGAAAUCUGGAGAGUGUACGCUUUUAUUUUCCAGAGAAAUAUAUAUAUAUAUAUAUAAAAGAAAGGGGUGGGGGCGACCGGCCUCUCCCCAAGGAAGACCACAGAGGAAAGUGGGCCUCCCCCCUCUCGAAGAGGGGGAGCUGCAAGGAGACAGAGGCCGGGGGGCGCAGUUCACGGAUUCCGUGGCAGCGCGGAGGCCACGGCCGAACUUUCUCCAUGAGGAGGGGUAGAAGAUGCCGGCUUUGCCCGUGCUGCUGCUGCUGCUGAUUCUCGGCUUCGCCCACAAGAGCCUAGAGGUGCUGUCGUCUCUGCGCAUGGCCGCCAUUUUGGAUGACCAGACAGUGUGUGGCCGGGGGGAGCGACUGGCCUUAGCCUUAGCACGCGAGCACAUCAACAGCAUCAUCGAGGUGCCUGCCAAAGCCCGAGUCGAGGUGGAGAUCUUCGAACUGCAGCGGGACAGCCAGUACGAGACCACCGACACCAUGUGUCAGAUCCUGCCCAAAGGCGUAGUUUCUGUCCUGGGCCCAGCCUCCAGUCCGGCCUCUGCUUCCAUUGUUAGCCACAUCUGCGGGGAGAAAGAGAUCCCCCACGUGAAGGUGGGUCCUGAGGAGACCCCCAAGCUGCAGUACUUGCGCUUCGCCUCUGUCAGCCUCUACCCCAGCAAUGAGGACGUCAGCCUGGCCGUAUCCCGUAUUCUCAAGUCCUUCAACUACCCCUCGGCUAGCCUCAUCUGCGCCAAGGCUGAGUGCCUGCUGCGAUUGGAGGAGCUCGUGCGUCAGUUUCUCAUCUCCAAGGAGACGCUGUCGAUCCGGAUGCUCGAUGACACCAACGACCCGACGCCGCUGCUCAAGGAGAUCCGGGACGACAAAAUCUCCACCAUCAUCAUCGACGCCAAUGCUUCCAUCUCUUAUCUCAUCCUCAAGAAGGCUUCAGAGCUUGGGAUGACGACCGCGUUCUACAAGUACAUCCUGACUACUAUGGAUUUCCCAAUCUUGCACUUGGAUGAGAUUGUGGAUGAGCACUCCAACAUCCUGGGCUUCUCCAUGUUUAACACCAGCCAUCCUUUCUACAUGGAGUUUGUUCGCAGCCUCAACAUGUCGUGGCGGGAGAACUGUGAGCUCAGCCCUUACCCGGGGCCUGCGCUGUCGGCGGCACUGAUGUUCGAUGCGGUGCACGUGGUGGUGAGUGCUGUGCGAGAGCUGAACCGCAGCCAGGAGAUCGGGGUCAAACCCUUGGCUUGCACCUCGUCUAACAUCUGGCAGCAUGGGACCAGCCUCAUGAACUACCUGCGCAUGGUAGAGUAUGACGGGCUGACAGGCCGUGUAGAGUUCAACAGCAAGGGCCAGAGAACCAAUUAUACCUUGCGCAUCCUGGAAAAAGCCCGCCAUGGGCACCGGGAGAUCGGGGUGUGGUACUCCAACAGGACUCUUGCCAUGAACGCCACAACGCUGGACAUCAACAUCUCAGAGAGCCUUGCCAACAAGAAUCUGACGGUCACCACCAUCUUAGAAAACCCCUACGUAAUGCGCCGUGCAAACUUCCAGGAGCUGUCCGGCACAGAGCAGUACGAGGGCUUCUGCGUAGACAUGCUCCAUGAACUCGCCGACAUCCUUAAAUUUCGCUUCCAGAUUAAGCUGGUGGACGACGGGCUCUAUGGGGCUCCCGAGCCAAAUGGAUCUUGGACUGGCAUGGUGGGAGAGCUCAUUAAUAGGAAAGCUGACCUGGCCGUGGCUGCGUUCACUAUCACGGCCGAGCGGGAGAAGGUCAUCGACUUCUCCAAGCCUUUUAUGACCCUGGGGAUCAGCAUCUUGUACCGGGUUCACAUGGGACGCAAACCAGGGUAUUUCUCCUUCCUGGAUCCUUUCUCCCCGGCUGUUUGGCUUUUCAUGCUCCUAGCUUAUCUCGCUGUCAGCUGCGUCCUCUUCCUAGCUGCCAGGCUGAGCCCUUAUGAAUGGUACAACCCCCAUCCUUGCCUGCGCGAGCGGCACAACAUAUUGGAAAACCAGUACACGCUUGGCAACAGCCUCUGGUUCCCAGUUGGCGGCUUCAUGCAACAGGGGUCAGAGAUCAUGCCUCGGGCCCUCUCUACCCGCUGUGUCAGUGGGGUCUGGUGGGCAUUCACCUUGAUCAUCAUCUCCUCUUACACGGCCAACCUUGCUGCCUUCCUCACCGUUCAGAGGAUGGAGGUGCCCAUUGAGUCGGCGGACGACUUGGCUGACCAGACCAACAUUGAAUAUGGCACCAUCCACGCGGGCUCCACAAUGACCUUCUUCCAAAAUUCUCGGUACCAGACGUACCAGCGGAUGUGGAAUUACAUGCAUUCAAAGCAACCUAGUGUCUUUGUCAAGAGCACAGAGGAGGGGAUCGCCCGGGUGCUGAAUUCGAAGUAUGCCUUCCUGCUCGAGAGCACGAUGAACGAGUAUCACCGGAGGCUCAACUGCAACCUGACGCAAAUUGGGGGGCUGUUGGAUACCAAGGGCUAUGGCAUCGGCAUGCCACUGGGCUCCCCGUUCCGGGAUGAGAUCACCCUCGCCAUCUUGCAGCUUCAGGAGAACAACCGCCUGGAGAUCUUGAAACGGAAGUGGUGGGAGGGAAGUAAGUGUCCGAAAGAAGAGGACCACCGGGCCAAAGGGCUGGGCAUGGAGAACAUUGGAGGCAUCUUUGUGGUGCUCAUCUGCGGGCUCAUCAUUGCAGUCUUCGUCGCUGUCAUGGAAUUUGUAUGGGCCACGCGUCGCUCGGCUGAACAUGAAGAGAUCUCGGUGUGCCAGGAGAUGCUGCGAGAGCUGCGCCACGCCGUUUCUUGCCGCAAGCCAACCCGCUCCCGCCGGCGCCGGCGCCACUACACCACCCGAGGCGCCCUGUCGCUGCGCUCCGUCCGAGAGAUGCGCCUCAGCAACGGCAAGCUCUACUCGGGGACUCUGGUGUCUGAGCCGGGGCCGCAGCGCCUCCUGGAGGAGACUCCCCGGCCUUGCACCCACGUCCGGAUCUGCCACGAGUGCCGGCGCAUCCAGACUCUUCGGGGAGCCCCCCCGCCGCCUCGGGGGCCCCCGCCUUCUGAGGAGGGCACUCCGCGCCGGGGAGCCCCCCGCGAACUCAGCGGGCAGGAGUGACGCCCUCCCCACGUGCUUAUUGGCCCCCUUCCCCACCUCGGCCCUGCCUUCGCUCUCGUGCGGAGGCGCCUGCUCUUAAGACAUGUACGCUAUGCGUAUGCCCUGAUUUGGGGGACCCAGGCCUGAGGGGACUUCCCCGCGCACACCCUGGCACAUAAUCCCUUGCCGUAGGGGUAGUGUGUGGAUAUCUUUGCGGCCCUCCUGCCUCCCCGCCAAAAGAGAAGGCCACAGCUCUUCUCAAAAUCCAAGGGAGAGAGAGAGAGAGAGAGUCUUUUUCUAAUCCCCACUUCUCGUGGGAAAGAGACAUACAUGCCCCCCCCUGCCCCAGUUGAACCUCGCCGUUGUGGUGAUUAGAUCUGUGGCAGCUUGUUUCUGACGCUGCAGAAAGACAGUUUCCUGAGCCUCUUACUAUGAGGGAAAGGGAUACGAAAACCAAUAUCCGCAGACACAGACCCCACCCCACCCCUGUCGGCCUUGCCCCCCUCCAGCUCCUCCUACCCCUUCCACAGUGCAGCUGCAACCACAGCCCCCCCUUUUUGUGCUGUUCCCCCCAUGCCUUUGCCCCGUGGAGGGAGUUUGCUUAAGCAGAGGUGCCAAAAGGGGUUUGGGAUCCCACACUGCCCCCGCCACGUGCCUGCUGGGAAAUGAAUACCUCCAGCUAUUUGUGGGGCAAAGGGACAGUUCGCCUUCUUUUUCUAGGGUGGGGGUGGGGGGAAGGCCGGGACCCCUGCCGGAAGGUCCAGUUAGCGGCGUGGAAACGUAAACCCGCCGCAAGGCGGGCAAGGAGGUGGGUUGCGUGCAAGCAAACUGUACACUGGCGAUGGAGACUGAACUCAGGGUCAACUAAGCCGCCUUCUGAGGAGUCGUGGGGCCUGCCGGGUUCCACGCUUUUAACAAACCAACCUGAAGUAAUACAGGACCAAGAACUAAAAAAAAGGGGGGCAAGUGGGAAGAUAAAGACCCCGACAGAGGUAAUGAACCAACCCAGCUUUUGGGGUGGGGGUGGGGGGAAGUGAACCGCACAGGACCCUGGAAGCAGAAGAGAGUGGGGAGCGAGGAUUUGGUCUGUGGGGGCCCCUCCCCAUGACGUCUUGUCUGUCUUUUUUUAAUUUUUGUUUCAUUCUUUUAAAAAAGAUUUUUUCUUUUUCUUUUUGGAGAAAUUUCUAUAGAAGCCAAAAACUGGAGACUUUAGUGGCAACCCCAAAAGACAAAUAAACGUGAAAAUACUUGAUUCUUU